AAAAAAUGCAAUCAUCACAAAAGAAGUGGACCAAGGACGAAGUUUUAGAAACUUUUGGAGAAGACAUUGCUUGUGCUAGCACCGAUGAAAUUGAACACAGAUCAAGACUGAUCGAUAAUGAAAUCCACGUUUUUAGGAAUGAGAAAAAGCGUAUUCAAUAUGAGGAAAAUACAAUGAAAGAAAAGAUAAAGGAAAAUGUAGAAAAGAUUAAACUUAACAAACAAUUACCAUAUCUCGUCGCUACUGUGGUAGAGAUUUUGGAAACUGAUGAAAAUGAAGAAAUUAUACAAGACGGAUCGAGUGUUGAUCUUGAUGAAGAAAGAAAGGGUAAAUCAGCAGUCAUAAAAACUAGUACAAGACAAACUAUUUAUUUGCCAGUUAUAGGAUUGGUUGAUUCCGAAGAUCUUAAACCAGGUGAAUUAGUUGGUGUCAACAAGGAUAGUUUCUUAGUAUUGGAAAAACUUCCUUCUGAAUAUGACUCUCGUGUCAAGGCUAUGGAAGUUGAUGAAAAGCCAAAGGAAGAUUAUAGUGAUAUUGGUGGAUGUGCUGCCCAAAUCAAGGAAAUGUAUGAAGCUAUUGUAUUACCUAUGAAUCAAGCUGAUAGAUUCACAAAAAUUGGUAUUUCACCACCAAAAGGAGUGUUGCUCUAUGGUCCACCAGGUACAGGUAAAACUCUCUUGGCUCGUGCUUGUGCUGCUCAAACUAAAGCUACAUUCUUGAAAUUGGCUGGUCCUCAAUUGGUCCAAAUGUUUAUCGGAGAUGGUGCUAAAUUGGUUCGUGAUGCUUUUGCAUUGGCUAGAGAAAAAGCUCCAGCUAUUAUCUUUAUUGACGAAUUGGAUGCUAUUGGUACAAAGAGAUUCGGUUCUGACAAGUCAGGUGACAGAGAAGUACAAAGAACUAUGCUUGAAUUGUUGAAUCAAAUGGAUGGUUUCUCACAAGAUACUCGAGUUAAGGUUAUUGCUGCUACUAACCGUAUCGAUAUUUUGGAUCCUGCUUUAUUGAGAUCAGGUCGUAUCGAUCGUAAGAUUGAAUUCCCUCUUCCUGACGAAAAGGGACGUGUACAAAUUUUGAAGAUUCACUCAAAGAGAAUGACAGUUCAUGAAGAUGUUAACUGGGAAGAAAUUUCUCGUUGUUGUGAAGACUUUAAUGGUGCUCAAAUGAAGGCCGUUUGUGUUGAAGCUGGUAUGAUUGCUUUGAGGAGAGAUGCCACCCAAGUUAUGCAUGAAGAUUUUAUGGAAGGUGUUGCUGCUGUCCAAGCCAAGAAGAAGGUUGCUUUGAAUUAUUAUGCUUAAAUUAAAAAACCAUUGUAAUUUAUAUUGUAA
Naegleria gruberi is the source of this 1322-nucleotide messenger RNA. RefSeq lists its product as uncharacterized. The record is from RefSeq and is a predicted model, not a curated record. The transcript is spliced from 3 exons. Bases 6 to 1292 code for a protein of 428 amino acids. Gene Ontology annotation, biological process: proteasome-mediated ubiquitin-dependent protein catabolic process. Lineage: Eukaryota; Heterolobosea; Eutetramitea; Acrasida; Naegleriidae. Gene Ontology annotation, molecular function: ATP hydrolysis activity; proteasome-activating activity; ATP binding. Gene Ontology annotation, cellular component: proteasome regulatory particle, base subcomplex.